UCUUCAGGUCCUGGCACUCGCCCAUCCGAUUAGAUUCAUAUCGCACCUUUCAGACGCUUGCUCCUCCUAAGCUUCACCGCACAAAUCACCUUUCUCGCUUCAUCAUAGCCCGCAAAAUGUCCGUAUUCAACGCCUCUCGUUUGCUCGGCAAGACCGUCCUCGUCACAGGCGCGAGUUCUGGUAUUGGAGCCGCAACAGCUAUACUCUUUGCCAAGGGCGGUGCUAAUCUCAUCCUUCUCGCUCGUCGUGCGGACGCUCUGAAGGCUAUCGCCGACGCCUGCACCACUGCUCACAAGGAAUCAGGCGUUCAGCAGGGAGGCAAGGUCGCGACCAUCCAGCUUGACGUGUCUGACAAAGCUCAAGUCUCUGGGCUUUUGGACAAAAUACCCGCUGAACUUCGUGCUAUCGAUGUUUUGGUCAACAAUGCUGGCUAUGUGCUGGGAGUUGAACGCGUCGGAGAAAUAGCCGCCUCAGAUAUCGAAGGCAUGUUCGCCACAAACGUCCUCGGCCUCAUUUCCGUGACGCAGCUAUUCAUCAAAGAUUUCAAGCAAAGGAACACUGGUCAUGUUAUCAACAUUGGCUCCAUUGCUGGCAGAGAGGCUUAUGCUGGAGGCAGUAUCUACUGCGCUACGAAACAUGCCGUCAGCGCAUUCACUGGCUCUCUCAUGAGAGAGCUUGUGGACACGUCCAUCCGUGUCACCGAAAUUCAACCUGGCAUGGUAGAGACGGAGUUUUCUGUCAUCCGUUUCCGCGGUAAUAAAGCUGCUGCUGACAAGGUUUACGAAGGACUUCAUCCCCUGACAGCAGAAGACAUCGCUGAAGAGAUAGUGUGGGCAGCUUCUCGUCCUCCUCAUGUGAACCUCGCAGAAGUUUUCGUUCUUCCUGUGAACCAAGCCUCUGCUACCUUGAACUACAGGGGCAACAGAUUGUGAAUGUAUCAAUAGAAGCAUUGCAUUUGUAAAUUUAUUGCUGUGACCC
Messenger RNA from Serpula lacrymans var. lacrymans S7.9, 978 nucleotides. RefSeq lists its product as uncharacterized. Bases 117 to 932 code for a protein of 271 amino acids. Gene Ontology annotation, molecular function: oxidoreductase activity. The transcript is spliced from 7 exons. The record is from RefSeq and is a predicted model, not a curated record. NCBI's taxonomy places the organism in Eukaryota, Fungi, Basidiomycota, Agaricomycetes, Boletales, Serpulaceae. Gene Ontology annotation, cellular component: cytosol.